Lates calcarifer (barramundi perch) is the source of this 1547-nucleotide messenger RNA. Its product is annotated as solute carrier family 45 member 4-like. Gene Ontology annotation, cellular component: membrane. Lineage: Eukaryota; Metazoa; Chordata; Actinopteri; Centropomidae. Gene Ontology annotation, molecular function: sucrose:proton symporter activity. The record is from RefSeq and is a predicted model, not a curated record.
CUUUGUUACUGUGGAAACCAGUGAUAUUGAUGAGUGUAGCAAACCAGAUGGUCACUCAGUUAGCUGGCAAUGCUUAGCCAGAUUGCUAACUAAAAUCGAGAGUUUUGCCCCAGCGUUAUCACAGAUAUACACAAUGCGGAACUGGCUCCACUUCACCAUAGAGGGAAUAAAAUCUCAGGUUGCUGUGUGACUGUGGGUUUCUACAUGCUUUGACCUGGACCUGCCCUAAAAUACACUUAGAUGCACAUGCACACACCUCUGCUGACCCACGCUCUGAUCUUACGCAAUCCAAAUACUGCAUGCAUACAACUGCCAACACACACGGACUAGCAGACCUAUUCUGCAGCUUGCCACAACCACUGCUACUGGAACCACUAAUACACAAAUCGCUCUCCUCCCACCUCUUCUGCUCCUCCCCUCUCCAUACCUCUGGAGCUGCGCAGAACUUCUCUGCUCUUCCUGAGUUUUGAAUUUGUGUAAGUCACAUUGAGGAACACCGCCACUCUCCUGCUGAGCUACUGAGUCUACUGGACACAUACCGGCUUGAUGGCCACAAGAUAAAGUUUAUUUGCAAUUCUUUGGCUUUAAAUCCAGAAUGUGCUGACCAGCAGAGAUGCUCGCUGAUUAAUUUUUCUGGAUAUCUUGGGCUCCUCAACACAAAAUAGAUGGUUCCUCUUAAGUCAAACCAGACUGUAAUGGGAGGAGAAGAGGAAGAGAGGGAGGCUUCUGGCCCUCCAGAGAAGAGAAAACCUAAGGAAGAAGCAGAAGAAAGUGAGAGUGAGAAGGAGAUAGAAGAGGAGGGCAAAGGCAUGCGGAUCCCUCUGCAUCGCUGGGUAAUGCACGGGGCAGUGAUGUUUGGACGUGAGUUCUGCUACGCCAUGGAAACAGCCCUGGUGACGCCAGUAUUACUGCAGAUAGGCCUUCCUGAGCAAUAUUACAGUUUAACCUGGUUCCUCAGUCCCAUUCUUGGUCUCCUCUUCCACCCCUUGAUCGGCUCAGCCAGUGACCGGUGUACUCUGCGAUGGGGCCGGAGAAGACCGUUCAUUCUAGCCCUAUGUGUAGGUGUGCUUCUGGGAGUGGCGCUGUUUUUAAAUGGAUCAUUAAUAGGCCUUUCCAUAGGUGACAGCCCCAGCAGCCAGCCAAUCGGCAUCGUCCUAACUGUAUUAGGCGUGGUGGUGCUGGACUUCUGUGCCGAUGCCUCCGAGGGACCAAUCAGAGCUUACCUUCUUGAUGUUGCUGACACUGAAGAGCAAGAUAUGGCCCUGAAUAUUCAUGCCUUCUCUGCUGGGCUCGGUGGAGCAGUGGGCUACAUGCUAGGUGGUCUUGACUGGACUGGCACAGCUCUGGGCCAAGCAUUUAAAUCACAGGAACAGGUCCUUUUCCUGUUUGCGGCAUCAUCUUCAUUGUCUCUGUCACACUGCACAUGCUCAGUAUCCCUGAACGACCUUUCGCGCCAUCCAAUCAGCUUAAAGUCACAGAAAGUGGGGAGUCUACCAGCCAGUUGUCUUUCAGGCCCGUUGGCCACAUGCCACCUUUACUUGAUGUGA